This is a messenger RNA of Acanthosepion pharaonis, 1764 nucleotides long. NCBI's taxonomy places the organism in Eukaryota, Metazoa, Mollusca, Cephalopoda, Sepiida, Sepiidae. The record is from the annotation of a GenBank genome assembly.
AUGGAAAACAAUAGUUCUGUUACAUAUAAAGAGGACAUUCCUAAAACAGAUCUCUGCAGUAAUACCCACAAAAAUCAGCAUAACUCAGCGAACGGUCAUUCAAUUCAAACCCCUCCUUACAACGCAUGCGUGAACCAGGAAAAUGUUAAAAAUGGCUCCCAGAGUAAUCUAUACGGUGGCUAUUACGCAGACUGUUUUAAGAGUAAUAACGCAGUAGACACCACUCCGCAGAAUAAUUUCUAUAGAACAUUUUCAGAAACGUGCCGCACACCUACGAAUCCUAGCAUUGAACCUACUUUUUAUGAUUCCUACACCGUUCCAUUCAGUAUUGCCGUAACACACCCAUCUUCCCAAUCCAGUCCGCAGGGCCAUCAUCAUCAACGAUCCCCGCCGACUCCUCUGAAUACAGCGCGCCAACGAAACCAAUUCCCACGUCAAAAGUUAGCCAGCAGGCGCACGAGUUUUCAGGAUUCCAAUCCUGACAGCCAGAAUCAGCGUUAUGUAAUGCUGCGAGAGAUCACACCAGAAAUAUACCACAACACUAAGCAGUUUGAGAAGACAUUUCACCUUCCAAACGUCUGUCCUCAGGCAACGAAAAAGGCUGCAAACGAACAGCCGGCAGGCACAACAGCAAAAAGCAAGCAUAGGUCCGCCCCACAUCGCCUAGCUAACACCCACAAAAAAUCCACAGUUGGUCAUGGGCGAAAAACAGAAACAGCUUCUCAGACAUUAAUCAGUGGACAGGAUGUUCUGCUUUCCAGUUACGUCAUUGACGACGAUGGGCUCGCAUCAGAAAUGGAAGGUGCCUCUCUUAAAAAGAGGGGAAGGCCUUUCAAGAAAAUCUCGUCUCGCUUGCUGAAGUGUGCUUCGAAGUCAUUUAGAGACGCGGGGAAAUCACGCACUAAAAAAUCUCCCAAAUGGGACAAGCAGCCUUCGGAAAAGGCAACCCUGAAGACGAAGUCAGACGCCUUGGCAGACGAUAUGUACUUGUGGGCCGACGAUUUUAGCUUAGAGGAAAUCAACAAUGUUGAACGUUCACCUUCGAGCUUGUUCCUCCGGUCAAAGAGCAGACAUUUCUUUGAAAACGCUCGUGGGACGCCCUGCAUUAUGUACCUCAAUUCGUGGGACGCCCUGUAUUAUGUACCUCAACUCGUGGGACGCCCUGUAUUAUGUAUCUUAGCUCGUGGGACGCCCUGCAUUAUGUACCUCAGCUCGUGGGACGCCCUGCAUUAUGUACCUCAGCUCGUGGGACGCCCUGCAUUAUGUACCUUAGCUCGUGGGACGCCAUGCAUUAUGUACCUCAGCUCGUGGGACGCCCUGCAUUAUGUACCUCAACUCGUGGGACGACCUGCAUUAUGUACCUCAGCUCGUGGGACGCCCUGCAUUAUGUACCUUAGCUCGUGGGACGCCAUGCAUUACUUACCUCAGCUCUUGGGACGCCCUGCAUUAUGUACCUCAACUCGUGGGACGCCCUGUAUUAUGUACCUUAGCUCGUGGGACGCUAUGCAUUAUGUACCUCAGCUCGUGGGACGCCCUGCAUUAUGUACCUUAGCUCGUGGGACGCCAUGCAUUAUGUACCUCAGCUCGUGGGACGCCCUGCAUUAUGUACCUCAACUCGUGGGACGCCCUGUAUUAUAUACGCGGUCUACGGAGAAGAUAUCUAGGAGGCUUCUGUGGGACGCCCUGCAUUCUGUAUCUCAACUCUUGAGACGCACUGCAUUAUGUACCACAGCUCGUGAGACGCACUGCAUUAUGUACCAGUAA